Messenger RNA from Nerophis ophidion (straightnose pipefish), 13401 nucleotides. RefSeq names its product glutamate receptor ionotropic, NMDA 2B-like. Gene Ontology annotation, cellular component: postsynaptic density membrane; plasma membrane; postsynaptic membrane. NCBI's taxonomy places the organism in Eukaryota, Metazoa, Chordata, Actinopteri, Syngnathiformes, Syngnathidae. The transcript has 17 exons. The record is from RefSeq and is a predicted model, not a curated record. The coding region runs from base 663 to 5741 and encodes 1692 amino acids. Gene Ontology annotation, biological process: synaptic transmission, glutamatergic; excitatory postsynaptic potential; monoatomic ion transport. Gene Ontology annotation, molecular function: transmitter-gated monoatomic ion channel activity involved in regulation of postsynaptic membrane potential; NMDA glutamate receptor activity.
GGGAAAGGGGAACAACUGGCGCUAGCCAAUCCCCACAACACCCGCGUCCAAGCUGGAGAAGACGGAGGCCACUGGAGUAUUUGCUUUUAUCUUUCGUUUUCUCUUCUUUUUCUUCCUCAUCGCGCUGCUGGGAGGCGCUUUUUCUUUUCAUUUGCUGGCGCUCUCCGUCCUCUGCCUGCUCAUCUACUUUGCCAUUUACCUGCUCAACAAUUUCUUCUAUUUAUGAGCCGCGCCAGGAGGCCAAGCGACGCCAGGACCCGCACAGAGGAAGGGGAUUUUUGUGGCCCUCCUCUUCAGUGGUCCCUCCUUCCUCGUCCAUCGCUUCCUUCCCCUCUGCAGCCCACGCCGCCUCCUCCCUUCACCGCCUCCGCUCCUAACUUCUGGAAUCCGCCACUGUGUUAAUUACCCUUCUUAUGAUGAAGACCUCAACUUUUCUCCUUGCUUUUUUGCUUCUCAUUUCAACCUAUGCGUCGUUUCUGGGCCGCUCUUAAAUCUAACAAUAGGGUGAGGGAUCCAAGCGACGGCGAGCCUCCCAAGGAGAAGAAGCUGCUCCCGCGGAGUCAGAUUCCCCCCGAAGUUGCUUGCAGCCUCCCUCAGUCCGUGGCUAUGAGAGGAGAGAGGAGGCCCAGGCUGCACCAUCAUGCUACUUCUGAGACGCGGGGAUGAGAGUUUGGCCCACAAAACGCAAGGUAUUUCUCUCCCGCUCCUCCACCAUGCCUGUCAGCGGCCGCCCUUCCCCUCUGCGCAUCCUUGCCGGGGUCUGCUCCUGCGCCCCAUCAGUGGUCCAGGAGCGAGGGAGGCGGGGCCGACACCCCCGUCCACCCCCGCCCCCGUCGCUCCACCGCCACGCCAAGGUCUCCCUUGGUGUGCUUCUCCUCUUCCUCUGCCUUCUCCACCUGCCCCCCGCCUGCCACUCCCGGAGAGAAAAGGGAGGGGGUGGCGUCCACUACAUCCCCAUGCCCCCACUCCCGCCCCACCACAUGGCCCUCCCCAACAUCCUGCGGGGCCUCAGCAUCGCCGUCGUCUUGGUGGGCAACUCCAGCGAGAUGGCGCUGGCGGGGGCCCGGGAGAAGGAAGAUUUCCUCCACAUGGCGCCCAACGUGGAGAUCCUGACCAUGAACGAGACGGACCCAAAGAGCAUCAUCAAGAGCAUCUGUGACUUGAUGACAGAGCACUGGCUGCAAGGCGUGGUCUUUGGAGACGACACCGACCAGGAGGCCAUUGCCCAGAUCCUGGACUUCAUUUCGGCCCAGACGCACAUCCCUAUCCUGGGCGUCCGAGGGGGCUCCUCCAUGAUCAUGGCUGCCAAGGAUGACGACUCCAUGUUCUUCCAGUUCGGCCCCUCCAUCGAGCAGCAGGCGUCGGUCAUGCUCAACAUCAUGGAGGAAUACGACUGGUACAUCUUCUCCAUCGUCACCACCUACUACCCGGGGUACCAGGACUUUGUCACCAAGAUCCGAAGCACCAUCGAGAACAGCUUCGUGGGCUGGGAACUGGAGGAAGUGUUACUCCUUGAUAUGUCGGUGGACGACGGAGACUCCAAGAUUCAGAACCAGCUGAAGAAGCUUCAAAGUCCCGUCAUUCUCCUGUACUGCACCAAGGAAGAGGCCAACACCAUCUUCGAAGUGUCGCACUCCGUGGGGAUUACGGGCUACGGCUACACGUGGAUCGUGCCCUCGCUCAUCGCCGGAGACACCGACGUCGUACCGGCAGAGUUCCCCACAGGGCUGCUGUCCGUGUCCUACGACGAGUGGGACUACGGCCUGGAGGCCCGCGUCCGCGACGGCGUGGCUAUCAUCACCAUGGCGACCUCCACCAUGAUGAUGGACAGAGGGCCGCACACCUUGCUCAAGUCCGAGUGCCACGGAGCUCCUGACAAGAAGACCCCCGUCUCAGGCAACCCUAACGAGGUGCUCAGGUACUUGAUGAAUGUAACGUUCGAGGGCCGUAAUCUGUCCUUCAGCGAGGACGGCUACCAGAUGCACCCCAAACUGGUCAUCAUUCUGCUCAACAAAGACCGACAGUGGGACAGAGUGGGCAAGUGGGAGAACGGCUCCCUUUCCAUGAAGUACCACGUGUGGCCCCGCGACGAGCUGUACGGCGGAGCAGCGUCCAGGGAGGAUGACCACCUGUCCAUCGUCACCCUGGAGGAGGCCCCUUUCGUCAUCGUGGAGGACGUGGACCCCCUGAGCGGCACGUGCAUGAGGAACACUGUGCCGUGCCGCAAACAGAUCAAAACACUGAAUCAGACCAAAGAGUCGGGGAUCUACAUCAAGCGUUGCUGCAAGGGCUUCUGCAUCGACAUCCUGAAGAAGAUCGCCAAGACGGUCAAGUUCACCUACGACUUGUACUUGGUCACCAAUGGCAAACACGGCAAGAAGAUCAACGGGACCUGGAAUGGAAUGGUGGGAGAGGUGGUGGUCAAAAAAGCUCACAUGGCCGUGGGCUCCCUGACGAUCAAUGAGGAGAGGUCAGAGGUCAUCGACUUCUCCGUCCCCUUCAUCGAGACGGGCAUCAGUGUCAUGGUGUCCCGCAGCAACGGCACCGUCUCUCCCUCAGCCUUCCUAGAGCCCUUCAGUGCGGAUGUGUGGGUGAUGAUGUUCGUGAUGCUGCUGCUGGUGUCAGCGUUCGCCGUCUUCAUUUUUGAGUACUUCAGCCCCGUGGGCUACAACCGCUGUCUGGCUGACGGCAGAGAACCGCAUGGCCCCUCCUUCACCAUCGGCAAGGCCAUCUGGCUGCUGUGGGGUCUGGUCUUCAACAACUCCGUGCCGGUGCAGAACCCCAAAGGUACCACCAGCAAGAUCAUGGUGUCCGUUUGGGCCUUCUUCGCCGUCAUCUUCCUGGCCUCCUACACCGCCAACCUGGCCGCCUUCAUGAUCCAGGAGGAAUACGUGGACCAGGUGUCCGGACUCUCAGACAAAAAGUUCCAGAGCCCAAACGACUUCUCGCCGCCGUUCCGUUUCGGCACGGUCCCAAACGGGAGCACGGAGAGGAACAUCAGGAACAACUACCCGGAGAUGCACGGUUACAUGACCAAGUUCCACCAGAGAAACGUCGAAGAGGCGCUGCAAAGUCUUAAAGCUGGCAAACUCGACGCUUUCAUUUACGACGCGGCCGUGCUCAACUACAAGGCGGGCAGGGACGAGGGCUGCAAGCUGGUGACCAUCGGCAGCGGCUACAUCUUCGCCACCACCGGCUACGGCAUCGCCAUCCAGAAGGAGUCGCUCUGGAAGAGACACGUGGACUUAGCCAUCCUGCAGCUCUUUGGAGACGGCGAGAUGGAGGAGCUGGAGUCCCUGUGGCUGACGGGGAUCUGCCACCACGAGAAGAACGAGGUGAUGUCCAGCCAGCUGGACGUGGACAACAUGGCGGGGGUCUUCUACAUGCUGGGGGCCGCCAUGGCGCUGUCGCUCAUCACCUUCAUCUGCGAGCACUGGUUCUACUGGCAGCUGCGCUUCUGCUUCAUGGGCGUCUGCUCGGGACGCCCCGGCUUCGUCUUCUCCAUCAGCAGGGGUAUCUACAGCUGCAUUCACGGCGUGCAGAUCGAGGAGAAAAGCAGUUCGGCGUUGAACUCGCCGUCGGCCACCAUGAACAACACCCACUCGAACAUCCUGCGCCUCCUACGCACCGCCAAGAACAUGGCUUCCCUGUCCGGCGUGAACGGCUCGCCCCACAGCGCUCUGGACUUCAUUCGCCGGGAGUCGUCCGUUUACGACAUCUCGGAGCACCGGCGCAGCCUGGCGGGCCACUCGGACUGCAAGCCGUCUUAUUUGCCGGACGACAACAUGUUCAGCGACUACAUCGGCGAGGUGGAGAGGACGUUCGGCAACGUCCACAUGAAGGACAGCAACGUGUACCAGGACCGCUACCUGCACCAUCACGGUUCCACACUUGGGCUCAGUGGACCGCCUGCCAACAGACCGCAUAGUUUGGGCAGUGCCAGUUCCCUGGAGGGCGGCAUGUUUGACUGUGACAGCCUCGGGGGAGGGGUGGCGCCUAUCUUCACCACCCAGCCAUGCUCGGCACUAACCCACAGGAACAUGAGCAAGUUUGACCUGCUGUCCGGACAGACUCCGCCUCAAGGCCAGGGCUUUAAAAGCGGCCUGCCGGACUUGUACGGGAAGUUUUCUUUCAAGGGAGGUGCCUCGAGUUCCACCUACAUCCCCGGUCACGGGUACUGCGGAGGGAGAGGGGACGACGAAGGAAACAUAAGGUCCGACGUCUCCGACAUUUCCACGCACACGGUUACCUACGGGAACCUGGAAGGUAACGCCAAGAAACGCAAACAAUACCGCGAUAGCCUGAAAAAGAGGCCGGCCUCUGCCAAGUCCAGACGGGAGCUGGAUGAAAUUGAGCUGGGUUACAGGAGGAAACCGUACCACAUCAGCCACCACCACUACCACAACCAUCGCUCAGCCUCGCCACCACUUUUGCCCCCCGAACGUAAGCGAGGAGGAGGAAAUACAGACGCAAACUAUCUCUUCAGAGAAAAGGAGAGCGUGAGGGACUUUUAUUUGGACCAGUUCCGCCCAAAAGAGGGCGUCCCCCAGUGGGAACAUGUGGAUUUGACUGAAGGCCCUGGAAGUAGAGACGGAGGCGUACCGACCUGCACCUCGCUGGUUCCGGUGGAAGACUUCCUCAAGAGCAAACCCAAGAAGUCAGAUUCAAAGAGCGGAGGGGGAUCUGGGUUGGCCGGGGGUGAAUGGGAGUGUAGGAACUGUCGGUCCGGUGCGGGGGUGAAGCAGAUGUCCAUGCACGGAGGAGGCGGCGGCUAUGGCGGCAUAAGCUGCGGGUCCUCGGGGGGAGGCGGAGGCAGCCGUCCCAGCUCCGCGUCCUGUUUGCGCUGCGAGAGCUGCAAAAAGACGGGGAACCUCUACGACAUCAGCGAAGACAACAACCACCUCUUGGAACAGAUUGGGGGCGUGGGAGGGGGAGGCAUGGUCGCCGUCCCCCAGUCGCAAUCUCAAGCGCAGCAGAGGAGGAAAGGGGGAGGGUUCGGCAAGCCGCUCCGGCGGCAGCAUUCCUACGACGCGUUUGUAGACCUCCAGAAGGAGGAGACGGGCGGCAUGGGGAGUUUGAUGGGCAAUCUGGGAGGAGUCGGCGGGAUGAGCGGUCCGGGUAUGGGCGGAAUGCUGCCGCCUCCCCGAAGCGUUAGCCUGAAGGAGAAGGAGCGCUACGUGGAGGGCGCGAGCCCUUUCGCGCACAUGUUUGAGCGUCACGGUGGGUCCGAGAGAGACCGAGAAAGGGACCCUUCCUUUUAUGGAGGCGAAGGCCGGGUGGGAGGCCUCUUCAGAGGAGGCGACGGCCUCCAUCGCCGCUCCGUCGGAGAGCGAGACGUGAGGGACAGGGACAGGUCUCUGAUGGAAGGUGGAGGUGGGGCAGCGAUCUCUUUAUCCAAAUCUCUUUAUCCUGACCGGGUAAACCAGAACCCCUUUAUACCUACGUUUGACGACGACCAAUGUCUGAUGCACGGAGCCAAACAGUUUUACAUGAAAAAGCAGCAGCAGGUCGCCAAAAACAGCCGAAGUGACUUCAGGAGUCAAACGAGCACCACGUCUUACCUGCCGGCAUCGGCCAACACCGGGGUCAUGUCCAACGUGCCCCCCCGGUUUCCGAAAGAGCUCAGCCUGGGCGGCCUGAGCCACCAUGGCUCCAUGCUGGGGGUCGCCCCGUCGCGGCCCUUCAACGGAAGCAACGGCCACGUCUACGAGAAACUGUCCAGCAUCGAGUCAGACGUGUGAGAUGUGCGCCGGCGGCGCGGCGCAUCCGGAGAUCAGGGAUGUUUUUAAAGACACCGUCCACGCACUGCAGCCGGUGGUCGUGACCACCUGGAGGAUCCACAUUUCCCACGUAGAGAAAUCUUUAUUUUACUAAAAUAAAAAAUCAGGACACUUUCCCGAGGCGGGGGAGUGACCCCUCUCUCCCCAAACGUCCAAGUGAUCUACUUUUACCGAAAUCGCCCCCGUUGACUCUGCAGUUAUCGCUCACCCGGGUUCGGUAUGGAACGUGCGAUCCCGCUGGGACUGGACGGAAGACUGCACGAUUGGAGAGCGGCAACCCAGAGGACGACUUGACUUUUCUCCCACCCUUCACCCUGAACUCUCCUCCCUUUCCCUCCCUUCUCCCGCAGGCCAAAAGAUUUGCUGUGAGAAAUACAAUCAUGAAUGAUUCUAGGGGAAAAAAACAGGGUAUAAAGACUAGAACAAUAUUAACAAUAAUGUUGUGAAGAACACGCCGUACGAUAUCUUCGCUUUUUAUUGCUCUGUGUUACAAGGUGUGAUAUUCCAUCGGUUUUUCGUAAUUGUAUUGUUUGUUUUUUUUUCCUUGCCGGCGUCGGCAGCUUAAAGGCGGUCCAACCUCGGAGCCGGAAAGACUGAACUCUUCCGUUCUUGCUCACGGUGGAAUAUUUGACUUCACACGUUUCCUUUCGGGGGUUUCUAAUCGAUGUUUUCGCGACGGUCGGAAUCGAGCGUGUUCGCGCUUGAACGCUUCGUCGCAGGGCCAGGGACGCCGAAAGAACAGGACAUGCCUUAAAGGUCCGGUGGAAGUGUCCUCCCGUUCACCUCGUGUUGGAACGCCAGAAAAAAUAGUUACAUAAAAUGUUCAAGCAGCUUGAGAUGCUGCCCCGGCAGCGGUUUCGAUACGAGAUGUUUUAUAACUUCGUACAAAAAAAAAAAAAUGGUUUUAUGACGCUGAACGGCAGUUCUAUUCAGGAUGUCCCACACGGUCUGGGAGUGGCGCCACUUCACAGCACGGCGGCCUUCUACGUCUUUUCCAUUCAGGUUACUCCCGUGACGUCGCCAGGCACUCUCGCUGGUAUUUUAUGGAGGCUUAAAUGGGACAAAAAUGAUUAAAAAAAAAAAUUAAGGUGUCAGACAUGAAAUAUUUGUGAUUAAAUACAUAAAUGUGUCAAUGUAUUUCACCUAAUAGUACAUUUAAUUCAAUAUAGAUUUCCAAAUUUCGAGAUGUGUUUAUUUAUCUAAUGUUUUCAUUAUGGCAAUAAUUAUUAAAUGAUUUGAUGAUUUAUCUAAUUUUGUUCAUAAUUGUAUUGGAUUAUUUCAUGGGUGAAUGAUUAAUAUAAUUAUUUCAUGAUUUAAUGAUUCAUUUAAUUUUUUACUGAUUUUAAUUAUUUCAUGAUUUGCUAUUUUAUGUAAUUUACUAACUUAUUAUUUCAAUGUUUCUUGAUUUAUUUAAUGAUUUCGGGGUUGUAAUGAUUGAUUUAAAGAUUUUUUUUAUUGUAUACUGAUUUGAUUUAACUGUUACAUUAUUUACUGAUUUUGAUUAAACAUUUAAUGGUUUAUGUAAUUUACUGAAUCAAUUAUUGCAUGAUUGUAAUUUAUUAUUUCAUUAUUUCGUGGUUGUAAUUUAUUGUUUCAUGAUUUAUGGAUUUAUUUCAUUAUUUCAUUAUUGCAAGUAUUGUAAGAUUUCAGGGCGUAUUUAUUUAUUCAUUGAUUUAAUUAUUUCAUGAUUGCAAUUACUUAUUUCAUUAUUUUAAGAUGUAUUCAAAAAUUGAAUUAUUUCAUUAAAUAUUUAAUCAUUUGUUAAAGGUUUUACUAAUUUUAAUGAAAUAUUUCAUGAUUUCAUUAUUUUGGCAAAAAACUAAUUCAAUUAUUGUAUGAUUGAAACUAUUUCACGAUUUAUUUAAUUAUUUCAUGAUAGGAAUGAAUUAUUUCAUGAUUUCACGACUUAUUUUUUUUAAAUUUAAUUAUUUCAUGAUUGCAAUUAAUUAUUACAUAAUUUUAAGAUCGAUUUAAAAAAUUUAAUUAUUUCAUGAGUUAUUAUUUAGUUACUUGUAUUUUUUACUGCUGUUAAUGAAUUAUUUCAUGAUUUGAAGAUAUUUGCAAUUUACUGAUUUAAUCAUUGUAUGAUUGUAACUAUUUCACGAUUGAUUUAAUUAUUUCAUGAUGGAAAUGAAUUAUGUCGUGAUUUCACGUCUUCUUUAUUUUUUUAUUUAAUUAUUUCAUGAUUGUAAUAAUUCAUUAUUUUAAGACUUAUUUAAUGAUUUAUUUAUUUUACGUUUUCCCCCUGGCACUAUUGAACUGCGAAUUAUGUGUAAUGCAGAGGGUUGUUGAAAUUGAAAAAAAUAUAUAUUAAAUAAUUAAUCCAAUGGUGAAAUGGUUACAUUAUAAAAUAGUUAAUUAAAAUUUGGAACACCUAAUAAAUGAGUGAAUAAUGAAAUGCACUUUUACAUGAAAUACAUUUACACAUUUAUGUAUUCAAUUCCAAUGGUGAUUAAUUAAUGACAUAUUGAAGUCAUAUUUUAAAGAUGUAUUUAUUUAUUUAGUUCUAUACCUUUUGACACUAGGUAGUCUUGUGCCGUCGUAGAUAGCAUCGCUGGGACGGCAAAGUGGGGGAAGUUGUGGCCCCGUGACAAUGAUAGUCAUGACGAGAGGAGGGUGUCUAUUUGAGAAAACAGCCUUUGCGCUAUCAGCUUUGACUGAUGUACAUAUUUUUCCUCUUUUUCUUUUCGACGCUGGCAAAGCCUCAUUUAUUGCACAGGACCUUUACCUGGUGUAGGUUCAGGCGCUCAGUAGACAUGCCUUAUCACGCCAUCGCCGCCCCUUUCCUCCUCCUCGCCCUUUUCAAUGAGGCGUCAUCCGAGUGUACAGAAUUGGAAACAAAAACGAUGGGGGAGGGGGGGAAAGCCUUUAUUCGCUAUUUCAAGCUUUGAUCUCCGGUUAGUUGGCGGUGUCAGAAGUUGUUUUUUUGUCAGAAGUUCAAGGGCUGCAGAAGAUUGUGCAGGAGUGCUCGGCCAAGACUGGAGCUACUGGAAUCCGUCUUUUACACUCAUCUGAAUGCAUUGUAGGUGUGAGUGCUCGGCCAAGACUGGAGCUACUGGAAUCCGUCUUUUACACUCAUCUGAAUGCAUUGUAGGUGUGAGUGCUCGGCCAAGACUGGAGCUACUGGAAUCCGUCUUAUACACUCAUCUAAAUGCAUUGUAGGUGUGAGUGCGUGUUAGGAUGCAAGUCACCAUUUAAUGAUAACAGCAUUUGUAUUUUUUUUUUUGCUGAUUACUAUUCAUAAAGUCACAACAUAAGCUUGAUAGUUAGCCUUAAAUCCAAACACCUGCUCAUACCAGACUUAUGACUCGGAACAAACAAGUCUCUGGAAAUUUUUAUACCUGCACAUUUUCAGACCCACCGCUAACAGACGGGGAGGACGUUCAGAAUUUGCGACGAAAGAUAAGACACCGGCGAUGGCGUUAGUGCGUUCAUCUUUUACGUGUAAAUAUUAAUAAUCCAAACUUUUCACUUUGUACAGUCGACAGACAGACAGGAUGUAACUUUGGAACACGUUUUACAGCGAUUUAAGAAAUAAAUAAAACUAAUAAAAAAGAAAAAAAAAGAAAUAGAGUUAAGACACCAAUAUUAGAUCCUUUUUUUCUUUUCCUCUCAUGUUAUGAUAGAUUACCAGUCAGUACGUUAAGAAUUAUGCUUUUCUUUACUUUCAAGUGUUUGCUGACUCAGCGUAGGUGUAGACGUGUGGUGAUAUUGAACAAGGGGACAAUAUUGGACUCGUUCACACUGCAGGUUAAUUCUGAUCUUUUCGCCCACAUUACAGUUAAAGUACCAAUGAUUGUGGUGAAAUAAUUCUCUGCAUUUGAUCACCCGCUGGGAGGCGAGGGGAGCAGUGGCCAGCAGCGGAUGAAAUUGUGAAAAUAAUCAGACACCCUCGAAGCAGGUAAAAAUAUUUCUCCUUUUCCUUGUUACUCUUCUAAGCAUGAUUAUUCGGCUGAGAACAUGUUGAAUUGGUUCGCGCAAAACCCUUGAAAUUGCCACAAAAUUGAGAGAGAACGGGUCUGAUUACAUUCACAUAAGAAAUCGCAAUUUUAUUUUUUUUUGUAACGACUGUGGAAAUAAAUCGCAUAUAUACGCAAUCACGCCUCCUGAAAGUCAUAAUUAAUCAUCAAAAUAGACGGUAACAAAGUAAGUAGUCGACAACGGAGCAAAAAACGGGUGAAAAUCAAAUGUUUUAGGAACUCGUGUGAAAGUUCCACCACUCCUUUAUCCCACUGCUUGCCUGCGGCCUGCCUCGAAGCGAGUCAAAAUACUUCUCCUCUUCCUUCUUACUCUUCUCCGCGCAAUAAUUCGGUUCAGAAAAUGUUAAAUUAGUUCGUGCACAAACCUUGAAAUUGCCACAAAAUUGAGAGAGACCGGGUCUGAUUGCAUUCAUAUUAGAAAUUGCAUAUAUAUAUAUUUUUUUUUUUAACGACUGUGAAAAUAAAUCGCAUAUAUACGCAAUCACGCCACCUGAAAGUCAUAAUGAAUCAUCAAAAUAGAUGGUUACAAAGUAAGUAGUCGACAACGGAGCAAAAAACAGGCGAAAAUAAAAUGUUUUAGGAACUCGCGUGAAACUUCCACCACUCCUGUGUCAGACUGCUUGCCCACAGACACCCUUGAAGCGCGUCAAAAUACUUCUCUUCCAUAUUACUCUUCUACGCACGAUAAUUCGGCUCAGAAAAUGUUGACUUGAAACACGGAAAACCCUUGAAAUUGCCACAAAAUUGAGAGAGACCCGGUCUGAUUGUAUUCACAUUAGAAAUCGCAUUUAUUUUUUUGUAAUUACUGUGGAAAUAAAUCGCGUAUACACCCAAUCACGCCUCUUUAAAGUCCUAAUUAACCGCCAAAACAGACGGUUACAAAGUAAGUAGUCGACAACGGAGCAGAAAAACGGGUGAGAAUAAAAUGUUUUAGGAACUCGCGUGAAAAUUUUAACACUCCUGUGUCCGGCUGCUCGCAUGCAGACACCCUCGAUGUGAGUCAAAAUACUUCUCCUCUCCCUUAUUACUCUUCUAUGUGCGAUAAUUCGACAAAUGUAUUGCGCAAAACCGUUGAAAUUGCCACAAAAUUGCCAGGACUGAGACAGGGUCAGAUUGCAUUCACAUUAGAAAUCACAUUUUAUUGUGUUUGAUUGUAUUUCACCAAAAAAAAUUAAUAAGAUCGAGCCUGCAGUGUGAACGUAGCCUUCGUUUCAUAGCCCUCUGCUAAGUUCCCCUUGGGUUGUGUCCGAUUCUCUCUUUUUACAGGAGAGCUCGCCUUUUGCGCUUAUCCAAGCUCAGUUCACGUUUAUGUAAUACAAUAUUACAUGUGAUAAUAUUUGCUUAUUAUAGCCGCUGUUUACCGUGAGCGUUCAUUUUUUUUUUUUUCCUUUCAAACCUAAGAAGAUCAUUGUGGUUUUUGUUUCUCGCCCACUAGUUGUUUUCUCUCAGCUGGGCUUUAAAGUUGAUUGCACACAGAAUAAAGAGCCAUCGCGGGGCCCGGCCUAUCCUGUUCUCUCCUUAAGGAUCGGGAUAGACAUCACUGUGGAAACAAAUAUAUAUAUAUAUAUACAUACGUAUAUGCAUGCGUAUAUAUGUAUAUAUAUGCAAUAUGUAAUAUUGCUGAGAAUUUCAGCACAACUUUGUGAGCUGAAAUGCAUUAGUGCAACCCCUAAUGGACACGUGAGGAAAGUAUUUACUCAUUUUUCAUCAAGGGAAAUCCACUGUUGCUUUAUUUUAGCUCAGGAUAGUAGACAGACACCACUAGUAAAAGAAAUGUUUGUUGUGUAUGUACGUGGAAAUUGUGUAGGAGUGCUCGGCCAAAACUGGAGCUACUGGAAUCCGUCUUAUGUACUCAUCUAAAUACAUUGUGGGUGUGUAUGCAGAUAAAACUGCAUCCACAAGCCUGUUGUCCUGGGGGGACACUUCGGAUGGAACCGGCUACUAGAUGGUUCGAUUAGACUUUCACACAUUCCUCCUUAAAGGGAACCCUCCGUGCCAUUGUGCAAUCCACCUGGACAUGGUUGAUGGUUGAACAUAUUAAUUUCCCCUCAAUUGGUUUUAGUGCAUAACAUGCAUCAAAUGAAAUUCAAGUUUGAUUGGAAAAAAUACAUAAAAUUAACUUUUACACAAAUAAAAAUAAAGGAAAAUGCUGUGAUUCUCGCUGAAAAACAGGAAUAUUUUUAUGUAUUUAUUUUGCUUAUUUGAAGUAUUAUUCCAAUUUUUGUAAACAAGACCGCAUACUGAAAAACUAAUUCUGUUUUGUACAUUAAAGAUGCUAACACAAAUUCAGUGCGUGCUAAGCCAGUGGUUCUCAAGCUGUUUUCAUCAAGUACCACCAUAAUGACCAACAUUAAAAUACAGUAGCGUAUUAGGCCUAAAUUUUUGUCAAAAACAAGGCAGAAGUUUUAUUCAACAAGUAGCAUACUUUCCGGACUAUAGUGCACCCUCUAAAUUUGAGGGAAAACAAUUUUUCUAUAUAUUUGCGGCACCGGACAACAAGUCGCAUAUAAAUACGUUGUAAAAUUAGUUAUUUACCAUAUUUAUUUACAAUAAUUGUUUUCAAACGUGUCUGUAACACGGCAGUAAAGCGGCUAAUCAAACAAAACAUAAGUCCUCGUCAUGGACCCACGAGCUGCGCAAGCCAGCUCUCCAAUCAGUUAAGCAGACUUAAUAACCCCACGGUGACAUUCACGUGUUAGCAUAUUAGCUAAUGCUAAUGACGCCAACCUCAUUACAUUAUGAUAGCACGUGCAAAUAUGCAUGAAAAAACUCCCACAGACAUCACACAUGGGUUGGUUUAGUGAGUAAGAAUUGUUUUAGUUAUAUUGUAAAACUUACAAACGUUGCUAGGAGUGUUGAAUGAAGAAUCCAUUCGAAUAGUAACGCGAUGGACGGCUAGAAGACAGAACGGAACUUCUACUUCCGGUUGAAAGCACUAAAUGGAAGGAAAAGCCUGAACUUGUCCAAAAAGAUGACAUCGUAGUAACACACCUUUUCAUUGUUUUUGCUUGUUUUUUCAAAAAACUAUUUCUUUUAUGGCCGUCUGCGAGGAAAAAAUCUAUAAAUGAAUUGCACGGGUCAAAGCGCAGGGACAAAGUAACAACUUAUGGUGCGGAAUUUGCGUAUAUCUAAUAUUGUUAGCCACCGUAACAUUACACAGAUUGAACAGUAACACUGUGUCUGAAUACAGGAAAAUAAAACACUGUACUUUAACCGGGUGAUUCUUUGGCGUACCCACAGUUUGAGAAUCCCCGUGCUGCGCUGUUUGAAAAUAAGAAAUCGGUUUGUUUUUACGUAAUAGGUGACAAAACAAAUAGUUGUGGUCUUAUUAGUGAUAAUAAUUUAUUUAUCUGAAAAUGUCACUGGCCAAGGAGGAAAAAAUGUCCCCCGUGCUGCACGUUGGACACCCUUCACGUCUCUAGUAAGUGUUUGCCAAGAAAGCCAUUUAUUAAAAAAAGCGCAUUCAAGUCUGCUCGAACCUUCACGAUUUUCACAAUGAGCAGUAAAGUGCAAAUUUUAUUUACUAAUAUUCGACAUUUAUAAUAAAGCCUGGCUGCUUUUUAAAAAAAAAUUCAUAUAUACAUAUGUGCAUAUGUAUAUACACAUUUUUAUACAUAUAUGUAUAUAUGUGUAUAUAAUAU